This is a messenger RNA of Porites evermanni, 1611 nucleotides long. Lineage: Eukaryota; Metazoa; Cnidaria; Anthozoa; Scleractinia; Poritidae. The record is from the annotation of a GenBank genome assembly.
AUGGAUAUACGACCGUUAAUGGAUGAAGAGGAACGUAGUUUAGUGGGAAAUGAAGAAUGUAGUAUUGAUGACGUUGGAAGAGAGGAUAAAUACGAAGAAAACAUGGAUGACGAGGAUGAACUUAAUUCAGAAAGGAGUCCAUUUCUUGAAGCUGAAAAAGGUACAACAACAAUUCAAAUCAAGCGAAGAAUUGGCCUCGUCCACGCGAUCGCCAUGGUGGUAGGGGGAAUAAUCGGGUCGGGAAUAUUCAUAUCCCCCCGGUACGUUGUUCUACAUGCCGGCUCCAUGGGGGAAACUCUGUUAAUAUGGACGUUUGGCGGUGUUGUGAGUCUUUUUGGAGGACUUUGUUACUGCGAGCUUGGAACAUUCAUCGAGAAAUCUGGUGGCGAUUAUAUCUACUUGAAACUCGCUUACGGCCGCUUUAUCGGGUUCUUAUACAGCUGGGUUAAUGUGUGGUUUUUAGAUCCCGCUUCUUUUGCUAUACUCAGCCUAACUUUCGCUGUGUAUGCUACUGAGCCGUUCUUUCCCAGCAAGGCAACCGCCGACAUGGAUAUCGCCUGCGAACCACCGGUUGGCUUAGUGAAACUUUUAGCAUCUUCGGCAAUUUGCAUUUUGACAGCUGUAAACUGCCUCAGUAUUCGCUUGGCAGCCCGUGUCCAAGUACUGUUUACAUCUUGUAAGCUGAUUGCAGUGGCCAGUAUAGUUAUUGUAGCUCUAGUCCGAUUAAUAGUUGGCAAAACCAAAGGGUUUGACCCACAGCAUGUUUUUAAUGACAGUGCUAUAAGCCCAGGUCACGUGGGCCACGCCUUCUACAGUGCAAUGUGGGCGUAUGGUGGAUGGAACUCGCUUAACUUCAUCACAGAAGAGGUUAAAAACCCUAAAAAGAACUUUCCAAGAGCUUUAGUUAUAUCCGUUCUCAUAGUUACGUUGUCUUACGUCUUGAUAAACCUGGCGUAUUUCAGCGUAUUAACAAAGCAAGAGAUCCUUGCUUCUGAUGCUGUUGCUAUCUCAUUUGCUUCUCGUUUGAGCCCGGUUUUUGGAGCACUUAUGCCUCUUAUUGUGUCUUUAUCAUGUUUUGGUUCUCUUAACAUGGGAUUGUUCAGCAGUUCAAGGAUAAUAUUUUCAGUUGCCAGAGAGAAGCAGCUUCCCUCAUUUUUAGCCAUGAUUCACAGGGAAUCUCAAACACCUAUUCCAGCAGUUCUAAUGCGGGCCAUAUUGGCACUUGUUAUGCUCCUCCCCACUAAUAUUGAAAAUCUACUGAACUGGUUAUUGUUUGUAGAAUGGCUUAUCUACUCUGCCAUUUUCAUUGGUUUGAUUUGGUUGAGAAGGAAAAAAGCAGACACACCAAGAUAUUUCAAAGUCAAUAUUGUUAUUCCUGUUUUCAUGGCGGGUGUUUCAUUGUGUUUUGCGGCCACACCCUUUUUGUCCAAUCCCUUGGAGUCUGUGUUUGGACUGUCAGUUAUUUUAGCAGGAAUUCCGGCAUAUUACAUUUUUAUCAAGAAAAACUGGACAUCCAGAUCAAAGCGUUUCAAUAGAUUUUUCUCUAAAUUUUCCUAUUACAUUCAGCUCAUUUUUAAUGUGCAUGCGAUAUCUGGGUCCCGCGAAAAUUGA